Astrephomene gubernaculifera is the source of this 412-nucleotide messenger RNA. NCBI's taxonomy places the organism in Eukaryota, Viridiplantae, Chlorophyta, Chlorophyceae, Chlamydomonadales, Astrephomenaceae. The record is from the annotation of a GenBank genome assembly.
AUCGACUGCGCCCGGCAGUUGGGCAGCAACAGUCUGCGGCUCUCCCUGGAGUGGUCUCGCAUCAUGCCGUACGGUCCCGGCCGCGUGGACGAGACUGCCGUACAACGCUACCACGACAUUUUCGAGCGGUGCCGGGCCGCGGGUUUGGAGCCCAUGAUCACGUUGCACCAUUUCGUACAUCCGCAGUGGUUUGAGGAGCUCGGGGGAUUCGAGCGGGAGGAGAAUAUUAGGCAUUUCGUGGACUGGGCCCUCACCGCCUUCCGCCUCUUCCGCCGCCACCGCCUCACCCUCAUCGCCACCUUCAACGAGCCCACCUGCGCCGCAUUCACCGGCCACAUUGUGGGCAUCCAUGCACCCGGCCGCCGAGGCGCCAUCGCCACCGCGGGCCGAGUGCUGCUGCACAUGCUCCGGG